AUGACACUUACUGAAUCCAACAAACCUGAGACUGUCGACGUCGUCGUCGUCGGUGCCGGCCUCUCCGGGCUUCGCGCCGCAGUCAAAAUUCAUGAAGCCGGUCACUCUGUCGUCGUUCUCGAAGCUGGUGAGAGGGUCGGAGGCAAGACGCUGAGCGUUGAGGCUUCACACUUGGGAGGUAAAGUUGAUCUCGGUGCUGCUUGGUUGAAUGACACCAACCAGAGCGAGAUGUAUAAACUUGCCAAUGAAUUUGGUUUUGAUUUGAUCAAGCAGCGAGCCACCGGGUUUAAUCUUCACGAGGAAACAGACGGCAAAGUUGUCAAGUUACCGCACGGUAUUUUGCCUCUACCUUCGGGUGCAGCUGAGGUUGUCGAAGAGUUUCUCGAGACACUGAACAAAUGGGUUGACGAGAUCGACCCGGAGAACCCUUCUAGCCACCCUGAAGCGAAAAUGCUGGACUCGUUGACUUUUGGCCAGCUGGGCUCCAAGUAUCUUGGGCCUGAACUUGGUCCAGCAGUCGCUGAUUCUGCUACAAGUGGUCUCCUAGGUGUAGGGCCUGAUGAAGUCAGCGCGCUGUACAUGGUGGACUAUUUCCGCGCCGGUACAGGCUUGGAUAACAUGGCCUCUGACAAGAAGGAUGGAGGACAGUAUCUGCGCAACAGACAAGGAAACCAGACGUUUUCGAUCCGUUUGGCUGCCAAGCUGCCAAAGAAAGCUGUAAGACUUCGCUGCCCUGUCAAAAAGAUUAGACAAGGCUCGACUGGCGCCAUCGUCGAAACAGCCGACCCGAGACAUAACUUCUGGGCAAAGAGGGUCGUUAUUUCAGUGCCGACAUGUCUCUACUCAACCAUCGCAUUUGAUCCACCCCUGCCACCAAGUAAGCAGACGCUGAGCGACAGCACUGCCUUGGGCUACUAUUCCAAGUCUAUCUUCGUCUUUGAGAAGCCAUGGUGGCGUGAAGCCGGUCUAAGCGGCAUCAUUGAGAGCGAGACUGGGCCUAUUGUCUUCUCAAGAGACACAUGCUCAGAAGAGGAUGGGCAGUAUAGCAUCACUUGCUUUGUCGUCGGCGAUAGAGGCAGGGAGUGGUCCAAGUGGUCAUCCGCAGAGCGGAAGAGGAUCGUCUCGAACCAGUUCAAGCGUAUCUUUAGCGCGGUGGGCAUCAAAGCGCCAGAACCCGUUAAUAUUAUCGUUCAAGAAUGGACCAAACAGCCUUUUAUCUGGGGUGCGCCAUCACCAGUCAUGAUGCCGGGAAUCUUGACAGACGAUAGUGGGAAAGCCUUGCGUGAAGCUUAUGGGAGAGUUCACUUUGUAGGUACUGAGACAUCGUUGGUCUGGAAAGGUUAUAUGGAAGGCGCUGUUCGAUCUGGUGUUCGAGGUGCCGAGGAGGUGAUCCAAGCCUUUGAGGAAGAGUAG
Fusarium coffeatum is the source of this 1413-nucleotide messenger RNA. RefSeq lists its product as uncharacterized. The record is from RefSeq and is a predicted model, not a curated record. Lineage: Eukaryota; Fungi; Ascomycota; Sordariomycetes; Hypocreales; Nectriaceae. Gene Ontology annotation, molecular function: oxidoreductase activity. Bases 1 to 1413 code for a protein of 470 amino acids. The transcript is spliced from 2 exons.